AUGGCGGAUGUAGAUCUGAUGACGACGCCAGACAACAACGUUGCACUGGACAACAUGUCGGCCUUGGAUAACCCGGCCUUCGAGAAUGACAGCUCGGACUGUGAGAAAAACGGAAAUAUACCAGCUGCCCCCGAGGAGCCGGAAGACCGGGGUAACCUGUGUUCCCGGGGGAUGGGGACUGUACAGACAGCUGUGACGUCAGCCUACACCAAGCAUCAGAAGGCGGUGUGGAUGGUGAUCAAGUUCCUCAUCAUGGGCGGAUACAUCGGCUACUUCGGCUAUGCGAUGUAUUACAGGUAUUUCAGUGAUGUAUUCCAUGUGAGGGUCCUACAGGCUGAUGGUGGUCACGGUGCUCGGGGCUUUCAUCCUGCUGUGGGGCUUAGGGGAGGCUACGUCGUGAACGUCAUCAACAGCUUCUACGUUGGCUGUCUGCGAUGUCACGGGCAGAACAGAUGCCGACUAUUUAGCGUCUACCUCCGAUGGUUCCUGUACGUGUCCGCGGCUGUAUUUAUCGGGGUGUACACGGGCCUGGAAAUUGGGAGGACCCAGCCGAGGAACCUCAUGUCCCUCAUUGGCAUCGCAUCCUUCAUCUUCAUCAUGUACAUCACCAGCACGGACCCCGCCAGGGUGAACUGGCACCCUGUGUUUUGGGGGAUGGCGAUCCAGUACAUAUUCGCCUGUCUCAUACUGAAGACAACGUGGGGGUACGGCGCCUUUGAAUGGCUGGGAAACAGGAUGACGGAAGUUCUUGGUUAUUCCAACACAGGGGCCAAGUUUGUGUUCGGGGACAACUAUGAAGAACACAUGUUUGCCUUCAAGGUACUGCCAGUUAUUGUGUACUUCAGCUCGCUUAUUUCCGUGCUCUAUUACCUGGGAGCUAUGCAGGCCAUCAUCCGCGUACUGGGGAAGUUCCUGUCAUUCUGUCUGGACACGACGGCAACGGAGUCGUUGAACGCCGCCGGCAACAUCUUCGCUGGACAGACCGAGUCACCUCUUAUGAUACGCCCCUUUUUGAAAACGAUGACGAAGUCUGAGUUGCACGCCGUCAUGACCGGGGGGUUCGCCACCGUCUCCGGCAGCGUCUUGGGCGCGUACGUAACGUAUGGGGUGAAGGCCAACCAUCUCCUCGCGGCGUCCGUGAUGUCCGCUCCGGCCGCUCUGGCCAUCUCCAAACUGACCUACCCCGAGACGGAGAAGUCUAAAGUCAAUCAGAAAGAUGUUUACAAGUUGAAGAUGGAUUCCCAGAAUAACGUCAUUGAGGCUGCUUCUAAAGGAGCCUCCGAGGCCAUAAGUCUUGUUGCCAACGUCGCCGUCAACGUCAUGGCGUUCCUGGCGUUGCUGCAGCUCAUCGACGCUUCGUUAACGUUUCUCGGGGAUAGGGUCGGCAUAGAGGGAUUCACCUUCCCACUGAUCUGCUCCUAUGUGUUCUACCCAAUCAGUUUUGUCAUGGGUAUUGACCCCGUGGACUGUCGCCGCAUGGCCAGGCUGAUUGGCUUCAAGACUUUUACCAAUGAGUUCGUGGCGUACAUUGAGAUGGGGAAGCUGAUAGAUAAUGGCCACGUAUUUGACAACUACACAGCGUCAGUGCCCAACGCCACGUGGGAAACCAAAUCCAAUGAUGACAUAUUCUUGACGGAUUGGGGCACAACAUUAGUUGGUGGAAUUAUGCUGCCCCGGUCACAGGUUAUCGCAACGUAUGCCUUGUGUGGGUUUAGCAAUCUCGGCUCCAUGGGGAUCCAGAUUGGAGCAUUAGGAGCCAUGGCUCCUUCUAGGAGCGGGGACCUGACGCAUUUAGCUCUGAGGGCCAUGAUUGCAGGCAACGUGGCCUGCUUUUUGACGGCGUGCAUUGCAGGACUUUUCUACGGUGGUGACCUGUGAGCAAACCAUAUUGUGGGGUCUGUGACUUGGGCUGUCUCUCACAGCUACACUGUGAACAGGGGGAUGCAGUUGAGAUCUGUGCAAGAUAAUCUGAAAGUUGAUAUGUGUCUGUUAUCAAAGGCUUUCUUGCUAUAUACUAUAACUGCAAUACUUAAGAAGGACACAUCUAAACACAGAAGAGCUAACAAAAAUGACUGUUUGUGAAAGUAUUUGCUUUACAUUAUUUCAUGUCUCGAAAAGAUGACCAGUGACAAAUCAUGGGCUGUUUAAUGAGGCCCCUCUUCUUCAACCUAUCAGUUUAUACUGAAAAUAUUGGCUAUAUUUCAAACAUCUUCCCGAG
Haliotis rufescens (red abalone) is the source of this 2218-nucleotide messenger RNA. Its product is annotated as solute carrier family 28 member 3-like. Gene Ontology annotation, biological process: nucleoside transmembrane transport. Gene Ontology annotation, molecular function: nucleoside:sodium symporter activity. Lineage: Eukaryota; Metazoa; Mollusca; Gastropoda; Lepetellida; Haliotidae. Bases 1 to 1878 code for a protein of 625 amino acids. Gene Ontology annotation, cellular component: membrane. The record is from RefSeq and is a predicted model, not a curated record. The transcript has 13 exons.